GCUGUUCCGGCCCGAGCUUCACGUCGAAACAACGAGGGGAGUGUAACCAAGACUCCCGUAGACGCUUCGCUUUUCUCCUUCGAAGCUGGUUUUUACUGCUCUGGACCUGAGUGGACGGAUUUGCCGUGUUGACAAGGAUCAGGAAGCUGUGCCGGCUGUGCUUUAAGAAGGCAACAUGGCUUCCCAAGCUGAUCUGAUGGAGCUCGACAUGGCCAUGGAGCCAGACCGCAAGGCAGCAGUCAGUCACUGGCAGCAGCAGUCGUACCUGGAUUCAGGCAUCCACUCAGGAGCCACCACAACAGCGCCCUCUCUAAGUGGGAAAGGAAAUCCUGAAGAAGAGGAUCUGGACAACAACCAGGUCAUGUACGAAUGGGAGCAGGGUUUUAACCAGAACUUCUCCCAGGAACAAGUACAAGACCUUGAUGGUCAGUACGCAAUGACCCGUGCCCAGAGGGUGCGUGCCGCAAUGUUCCCCGAGACAUUGGAGGAGGGCAUGCAGAUUCCCUCUACGCAGUACGACUCCACAAAUCCUACUAAUGUUCAGAGGCUGGCAGAGCCUUCGCAGAUGCUCAAGCACGCCGUUGUCAAUCUCAUCAACUAUCAGGACGAUGCAGAGCUGGCAACAAGAGCCAUCCCUGAACUCACCAAACUUCUCAAUGACGAGGAUCAGGUCGUAGUCAACAAAGCUGCCGUGAUGGUCCACCAGCUUUCCAAAAAAGAGGCUUCCCGGCAUGCGAUCAUGCGCUCCCCGCAAAUGGUCUCUGCCAUCGUCAGAACCAUGCAGAACACAAAUGACGUGGAGACGGCUCGCUGUACCGCCGGGACGCUCCACAACCUGUCCCAUCACAGAGAAGGGCUGCUGGCCAUCUUCAAGUCGGGUGGAAUUCCCGCUCUAGUUAAAAUGCUUGGGUCCCCUGUGGAUUCAGUUUUGUUCUACGCCAUCACCACCCUGCACAACCUCCUACUGCAUCAAGAGGGGGCCAAGAUGGCGGUCCGGUUGGCCGGGGGCCUACAAAAGAUGGUGGCUCUGCUCAACAAGACUAACGUCAAAUUUCUGGCCAUUACCACAGACUGUCUACAAAUCCUCGCCUAUGGGAACCAGGAGAGCAAGUUGAUAAUCCUGGCCAGUGGAGGCCCUCAGGCACUGGUGAACAUCAUGAGGACUUACACCUAUGAGAAGCUGUUGUGGACCACAAGCAGAGUGCUAAAAGUGUUGUCGGUGUGCUCCAGUAACAAACCUGCCAUUGUAGAAGCUGGCGGUAUGCAGGCUCUGGGGCUUCACUUGACCGACCCAAGCCAGAGGCUCGUGCAGAACUGCCUUUGGACACUUAGAAACUUGUCAGAUGCUGCAACCAAACAGGAGGGCAUGGAAGGUCUACUAGGAACCCUGGUCCAGCUGCUUGGCAGCGACGACAUUAAUGUGGUGACAUGUGCGGCUGGUAUCCUGUCUAACCUGACGUGUAACAACUACAAAAACAAGAUGAUGGUCUGCCAGGUUGGUGGUAUUGAGGCUUUGGUUCGCACUGUGCUGCGGGCUGGAGACAGAGAGGACAUCACUGAACCUGCCAUCUGUGCCCUGCGUCACCUCACAUCCAGACACCAGGAUGCCGAGAUGGCGCAGAACGCUGUCAGGCUGCACUACGGCCUCCCGGUAGUCGUCAAACUGCUGCAUCCGCCAUCACACUGGCCGCUUAUUAAGGCUACAGUCGGGCUGAUCCGUAACUUGGCUCUGUGUCCGGCCAACCACGCUCCUCUGAGGGAGCAGGGUGCCAUCCCAAGACUGGUUCAGCUGCUGGUCAGAGCUCACCAGGACACACAAAGACGCACCAGCAUGGGAGGAAACCAGCAGCAGUUUGUGGAGGGAGUUCGCAUGGAGGAAAUUGUGGAGGGAUGCACAGGAGCACUUCACAUCCUGGCUAGAGACGUCCACAACAGAAUAGUGAUCAGAGGGUUGAACACAAUUCCGCUCUUCGUGCAGCUGCUGUACUCGCCCAUCGAGAACAUCCAGCGCGUAGCUGCGGGCGUCCUGUGUGAGCUGGCCCAGGACAAAGAGGCUGCCGAAGCCAUUGAGGCGGAGGGAGCCACUGCACCGCUCACAGAGCUGCUGCACAGUCGCAACGAAGGAGUCGCCACGUACGCGGCUGCCGUUUUGUUCCGUAUGUCCGAGGACAAGCCCCAGGACUACAAGAAGCGCCUCUCUGUGGAGCUCACCAGCUCACUCUUCAGAACAGAACCAAUGACCUGGAAUGAAACUGGAGAUUUGGGUCUGGACAUCGGCACUCAGGGAGAACCACUGGGCUACAGACCAGAUGACCCAAGCUACCGUUCCUUCCAUGCGGGAGGUUACGGUGCAGACACAAUGGGUAUGGAGCCCAUGAUGGACCAUGAUCUCGGAGGCGGCCACCACCCUGGCCAGGACUACCCCCCAGUGGAGGGUCUCCCUGACCUCGGACAUAGCCAGGAACUGAUCGAAGGCUUGCCGCCUGGUGACUCGAACCAACUGGCAUGGUUUGAUACCGACCUGUAAAUUCCAAGACCUACUUUACAUAACACUUCGUACUCGCUGUAUCAUGUGAUCUGGAUGAACCUGCAUCGUGAUUUGCCCACACGGAGGAGGCGGGGUUUCUGAAAGUGCCUGAAGAGACUAGACAGCAAAGUUUCCUGUCUAUGGGAACUCUAUUGGGACAAACGAGAUAUAAGUGCAGUUCUGUGCUGGUCUUGGCCAGACGGUCGGUUGACUUCAAAUCCUGACGUGACAUGGAUUUUAUUCUCCAAGGUUGAUCUUGAAAAACCCUUUUUAUGUAUUUUUUCCCUUUUUUUUAAAGUUCAAUUUAAGUCUGUAAUGGUACAAAAUGAUUCUGGCUUGCUUUGUUCAUUCUUCUGACUUAUACCCAUAUCCUGUUUUAUUUGUUUUCAUUUUAGAGAUUCUUUGUUUUUACUUCUGUAGUGUUUUGUUUUUAUUAUUUUUUUUAAGUGGUGAUGCUUCAUCCAAGUAAAGAACCUGAUGACAUUUUAAGUGGUGUCCAAACACUAAAGUUAAUCAGUUGAAUUGUAUUCUGAUGAUCAAUGUAACAUUGUGUAGCUUUUGUAUAAAACAAAAAUUGGAGGUUGUGGUCCAAAUAUCAAGCUAUUUUCUUGCUUUAAAGGUGGACACCAAGGUGUUCCUGCUGUUCCAAAGGGGGUGUGGCUUACAUUGGGAGUGAA
This is a messenger RNA of Synchiropus splendidus (mandarinfish), 3204 nucleotides long. RefSeq names its product catenin beta-1. The transcript has 17 exons. Gene Ontology annotation, molecular function: alpha-catenin binding; protein phosphatase binding; cadherin binding. NCBI's taxonomy places the organism in Eukaryota, Metazoa, Chordata, Actinopteri, Syngnathiformes, Callionymidae. Gene Ontology annotation, biological process: positive regulation of transcription by RNA polymerase II; cell adhesion. Gene Ontology annotation, cellular component: adherens junction; catenin complex. The coding region runs from base 176 to 2527 and encodes 783 amino acids. The record is from RefSeq and is a predicted model, not a curated record.